Silurus meridionalis is the source of this 1350-nucleotide messenger RNA. It is a transcript of the gene airim, whose product is annotated as c19h1orf109 homolog (H. sapiens). The transcript is spliced from 4 exons. The record is from RefSeq and is a predicted model, not a curated record. Lineage: Eukaryota; Metazoa; Chordata; Actinopteri; Siluriformes; Siluridae. Gene Ontology annotation, cellular component: cytoplasm; nucleus. Bases 402 to 1010 code for a protein of 202 amino acids.
UUUUUGACUACAUUAAAAUGUAUUGUCUCAAAUUGACUCAGAAUCGACCAAAACAUUUUAGGAAUCGAUCAGCUGAUUCAGACGCUAAUUAAAGGCGACAGAACACAUAGACCAAUCACGGCAGAGCUUAUUGCAAGACCGUGUAGAUGGCGCGUUUGGAUUGGUUAUCUUGUGGCAUCGGCGCAAAAACCGGAAAUACUACACUGGCACACGCGUACUGAAGCGAAAUCGUUAUCUAAAGGUGUCAAGUUUGAGAUAUUCCGUUAUUUAUUUAUUUAUUUAUUUAUAUAACGUAGCUCGUUUGUUCCCGUGUAACUGUGAUAAUCGUGUCCGUAAGGCAAUAAUGGUGAUCAGGAUGUAAUCUGUGUGAUCACUUAUUAGUUUGGGCUGAAAGUGUGAUCAUGUCUCAGCCAGCGGUUUUAAAGUUGCACCAAGAACUCAGAAAGUGUUUUCAGAAUAUAAAAGAGAAUCAGACUGUUUGGAGGGGAGUGCUUGAUGAGUGUUCAUCUUUGGUGAGCUCUUUGGGGAACCUGGCAGAACAGCUGAGGGCGCUGAAGCGCACUGAAAUAGAAAAAACUCCACUCGGGACUUUUCCAAACCUCCCUGAGCUCCUUCAGUACAAACUCCUGAAUGCUAUAGACACAGUCCUGAACCAAUUAAGGGAGAAAGUAAAUGCUUUUGGAUCAGUGCGAGAUUCAGUCAUUAAGCAUGUGUGUGCAGUUUUCAAGAUGUAUGAGCAAAACUCUGACUCCCUUCCAAUUAGCACAUGUGUGGCCAGAUGUGCUCUUUCGCCAUCUAUCUCAGACAUGCUGGAGUGGCUACAGGACACGGAACGCUACUAUCGGAUACAAUACAUGCAAAGAAAGAACCUUUUACAGAUACUGAAGCCUGAUGAUCUUACACUUCUAGAAAGUGCACCAAAGAGAUGGCUAUCUUUAGCUUCACCUGACGGCGAGGAACGAAUUUCAGAUGCACUCUGUCAAGUGUCCUUCUUCCUGGAAUCGGAUUAAGCAAUUGUGUGUUGAUUUUACCUCAUAAUGUUCUGACUGGAAAAAAUGUAUUCCAUGGUGACUGAGCUAUAAUUACCGGAGAGAAACUCCGUAACCUAAGUUGUGACGUAUAAAAUCUUCUCAUGUUACAACCACUGCAUGAACUUGCUUUUGGUAGUUUACAGGAGGAAUUCCCAACAGCAGCAUCACUAUCAAGUCUGUUUUAAUGGACUUACACAGGAUCAUUUUUUUUGUGGAUUUCUACAGCUGUAGAAAAAAUGUAUGCUGCAGAUGUCUAAAAGGUUCAUUAAAGCAGUUCCUGUUUUUAUUCUUAAAAAAAUAAAUUGACGUAUCUUUCUUA